Molecule: messenger RNA, 3099 nt
Organism: Entrophospora sp. SA101
Lineage: Eukaryota; Fungi; Glomeromycota; Glomeromycetes; Entrophosporales; Entrophosporaceae
Source: the annotation of a GenBank genome assembly
AUGGAAAGAAACCUAGAAAUCAAACAAACUCUAAGCAUCACUUUACCAAUUAAUUUAUAUCAGCAACUACUCCACGAAGUAGGCAAAGGUAAGAUUAGCAAAUUUAUUCAGGAAGUAGUAGCGGAAAAACUAGACCAAGAAAAAAAAGAAUUAGGUCAAGCCUAUCAAGAAUGUUAUGCCAAUAAUUCUCACUUACUAAAAGAAGGUCAACGCCCCGCACUGGUUAUUUCUAAUGACGAGCAAAACAAAUAUAGUCCGCUGAUAACUAUUUUACCCCUGACUAGUCACGUAGACAAGAUUUAUCCUUUUCAAGUAGAAAGUUAUUUACAAAAGAAAAAAGGAGUGAUUAUGGUUGACCAAAUUAGAACCAUUGACCGGAAAAGGUUUGGGAAUAAAUUAGGAGAACUAGAUAAAGAAAUGAUAGAAAAACGCGGAGUAAUUGCUAAUCAGGCUAAUUUAGAAAAUAAUUUUUAUCAAUUAAAACCUAGCGAAAGAGUUAUUUACUUCGGAAUAGACACCACGGCCGAAAGUUUACAUAUCGGUCAUUUAUUUCAACUUAUUCAGACUAUUCGUUUUGCCAAGGAGGAUUUUACGGUGCUGCUAGUUUUAGGAGGUGCUACCAGUAAAAUUGGCGACCCUAGUGAUAAAUUAAAAGAACGACCCCAAUUAGCGGCGGAAAAACUAAGCCAAUGUUACGAAAAAAUAAGAAAACAAUUGACUCGUCUAGUAGUUAGACCACUCACCCAAGAAAAAAUAAAAGAAGUAGAAUUUGCUCCCUUAGAACUAUUUUACGCGGAUAAUCCGGAAUUAUUGGUUAAUAUUUACAAAAUACUAGAAAUAAACGAUAAGAUGGGGCGUAAUAUUAGCAUUAAUUAUUUAUUAGCCAAAGGAACCAUUAAACAAAGAUUAGAAACUGGUUUAUCUUAUUUGGCGUUUAGUUAUUCGCUCUUACAAGCUUACGAUUUUUAUUACUUAUAUGAAAACUAUAAUUGUUGCGGACAAACUUCGGAAAAGAAAAAUAAAUCUUUUGCUUUUAACUUUCCUUUGCUAACUGAUAAGGAAGGCAAAAAAUUUUCUAAAAGUGAAAGUAGUAAAAAUACCUUAUUAUUAAAUAGCAAUCAAAAAGAUUUUUAUGAUUUUUUUCGUAAUAUGCCCGACCAACAAGCUCAAAUAUUUAUUAAGCAAUUUACUUUCUUAGAGCAAGAACAAAUUAACGAAUUAAUAAAGUUAAAUAAUCCGCCUAAAUUAAGAAUAUGCCAACGAAUAUUAUAUGAGUUGGUUUAUUGGCUUAAUUAUGGAGAAAUCGGAAAAUACAUGCCUGUACAAAUUAAAAAUAUAAAUGCUAGAGCAACAGUCGGUGGCACCGAUAAUAAAUUCCUAACUAUAAAUGUUUCCAAUGUUGCUAAUAACAUUGUGAUACAAAACCAAAACGGCAAUGCCAAUUUAGCGAAUGUUCGAUACAAUAACGCAAAUGUUUCGGCUAAUGCAAAUGUGGCUAAUUUACGGUCAGUAAUUAUUGAAUUCGAUAGCGAAAGAGAAGCGGUAAUAGCACAAAAUUUAUUAAGUCUGAAAAAUGUAAAUCGAAGUAACGCUAUUGAUGCUCAUAACGGUUUUUACAUAGAAAACUUUAAUUACGACCACGAUAAACUACCUUUUACUGCGAACGAUUUUACUACUCAUACUAGAAUUCAAAAUGGUUCACAAACAACACUUCGAUUAAAAGCUGGUGAUGACUUUACUGCGAACGAUUUUAAAAUUGAUAACGUUACUUUGGUCAAUACAACAGCACCAGUAACAAAUGAUGAUUUAUCUGCUUGGAAAACUAGAUUAGUCGAAUUAGAAACUGCUCUGAAUGAAUUGUCCGAUUAUUACAAACCAGGUGCGUUGUUGCGAGACGAAACUAAUAAUAGAAAAUUGCUAAGCGAUAUUAAAACGGCGGCGGCGAACGCGAAUGAAAUUUUGAUAACUCAACGAAAUGGCGGAACUGCUACUGCUACUAUUGGUGAUGGCAAUAUUGCACCUAAUCAUGCCAAUAUAGCAACUAUAAAAACUGCUCUCGCUGGAGGAAGAUAUUUAGGCUUUUCGCUUGACAUUGACCAAGAACAAGAAGUUGCUAAGGCGGAUGGAACUGGUCUUGGCAAUCCGCUAAAUACGGCAGCGGUGACUGACCCCAGCCUGUUUAUUGGUGAAGAUAACAACUCUACUGGUUAUGCGGCAACUGCUUCUGACAAAUAUACUAAGAGAAUUAUCGAUGAUUUCCGCCAUAUACAAAAUUUCCCCUAUAAAGCUGGCACUAUCGAAUUAUUUACUUCGGAAAGACGGGAAGACAAUCUCGGUUUUCAACCAGGCGACCUAGUAUUAGGAACUCAUGGUAGUUAUCGUGGUCAUGGUGUUGGAUAUGCACCUGAUACUUCUCAACCCCACUCAUUGGUGAAUAAUGGCCUUAAAGAUGAAACUAAAAUCAUGGUUGACAUUAAAGAAGCUGAUACUCUCAAUAAAGCUAUUGAUUUAGCCUUUUUUGGGAUAGAUUACACCGCAGUGAAUACCACUGCAAUCACUACUGCAGCCUUAAAAAAAGAUAAUCAACAAGAUUAUCUCUACUUUAAUGAACGGAGUGAUAAAAACGAAUUAGAAAUGUUAAAUUAUUACUAUGAAGUUUUUGAUAAAGCUAACGCUGGUACUCCGGUAAAAUUGGGUUGGGAUGAUACGGCAGCUAACGGCGGAAAAGCCAAAAUUGAUGCCGGAAAAACAGCAAUAGAAACAUUUCUUAAAAUUUACACUUUUGAUUACAGUAGUUGUACCAAAAGCCAAAUUAGUGAAUUAGAUACAAAGAAAACCGAAUUAGAAGCUUAUAAAAAUCCAGCCACAAAUUUGAAAAAAGAGGAAAAUAUAACUAAUUUAACCCAAGACGCUAACACUAAAGCAUUCUUUAAAGCCAAAGGAGAUGAAAUUACCACGGAAAAAAUAUAUAAUGAAGUUAUAAAUUUAUUACAAAUAUUAGUCAGUGCUGAUAAUGAUUCGGCAAACCCAAAAAAAUAUCUAUCGGAUUUAACUAGUUUUGAAUCAGCCACGACAACUGGGGAUAAAAAAACUGCCUGA